CUAUGGUAAUACGGCUCCAGCAGGACAGGUAGGGGGUGAGACUGAUCUCCACUGGGUCAGGGGUCACACUGCCUACGUCACAAGCUCCUAAGAUGGCGUUUUGAUGACGACGGGAGAAGUAAGGACCCCUGCCCUUGUUUACAAGUGACAUCAAUGCAAAACAUCAAGGGUAGGCGAUGGAGCUCCCCAACUACGCCAGUCAGCUGCUUAUCCAGCUCAAUCAGCAGCGCUCCAAGGGCUUCCUGUGCGAUGUCAUUAUCAUGGUCGAGAACACGCUCUUCCGGGCCCACAAAAGUGUCCUCGCUGCCACCAGCCACUACUUCAAGUCCCUUGUCCUCCAUGAUAACCUCAUCCACCUUGACCCUGACAUGGUGGAUCCAGUUGUUUUCCAACAAAUUCUGGAUUUCAUUUACACCGGCAAGUUGGCAGCUGAGACCUUUGAGGGUGUGGAUUUAAGCUCUGUGCUCACCACAGCUAACUUUCUCCAGCUCAAUGACCUGGCAAACCUGUGCUCCAGUAAGAUCAACCAAAAUGGGUCCCUCGGUAGCGUGAAUCGAGGCAGCUCCAACUCAUCAGUUCGCCUGUACGAAGACCACUCAUCAGACACGGAAACAUACAUGUGCAUGACUCCUCCCAAAAAACGGCAUAAUGCUGAAAGUAGAUUUCAGAGAAAAAAGCAGGACUUAGGGUUGGAUUUGUCUAGGAAAACUUCAGUUAAUGACGAGGCGCUUCUCUCCAGAAACAUCUCCAACAAUAUGCCACUGGGAAUAAAUGGGAACUGUGUUCCAAAGGAAGAAAAGUGGAUAAUUCCUUUAGACGGACCACAGGAAAGAAAAAGGCAGGGAUCCCGAAGAAAAUCCAAGGUCAGUGGUUACAUUCCUGGAAGCCAACUAAGCCAGAAUCAGACCUUCACUUUACAGUUAUCUGUGAAGAAAGAGAAAGGAAUUGGAGGGAAAACAGAUGAAAUUGACGGCCAAAAACCAAACAAUGGCAGCACCAAUUUUGUUUAUCAAAAGGAGACCUUUCUCAAAGAAGCUGAAGGGGACAACCCUUACGUUUGUAUCCCAUGUGAAAAGGGUUUUCCCUCCUCUGAGAGUCUCAAAUCCCAUGUGGAAAGCCAUUUGGAUGACGAUGUGGAUGUGAAGGUUGAGGAUGAGGAGGAAGAGGAACGUGACAGAGAGCCUGGAGUCACCAGAGUCUCACCAGAAGUUCCCGAGAGCUUGGAGCAGAGUCCGGUGAAGUCCCUCAAAGAUGUCGACACCGUGCGUCCCUUCCCUUGCAACAUUUGCGGCAAGAUGUUCACGCAGCGCGGCACUAUGACCCGCCACAUGCGCAGCCACCUCGGUCUAAAGCCAUUUGCGUGUGAGGAGUGUGGCAUGCGCUUCACCAGGCAGUACCGUCUCACUGAGCACAUGCGUGUCCAUUCAGGGGAGAAACCGUAUAAGUGCCAGGUCUGUGGUGGAAAAUUUACGCAACAAAGAAACCUCAUUAGUCAUAUGCGGAUGCAUACCUCGGUAUCUUAGAACAGGUCAAAAAGCCCUGCACUAGGAUAAUAUAGGUACCCACAGUUCUCCAUAGUGCUUUGGUUCGGGUUCUUUUAACUAGGGUUCAGUUUCCCAGAACACUAUAAAAAUUCCUUUAGGUCUUCUUUACAGGGGAUCCUUUUUUGAGCAAGCGAAGGGUUUAGUUUCACCCACAAAUCUUCUACAAUUCUUUAAAGAGUCAUAUAGGUUAAAAAGGAAACCUCUCUAGUAUAAUUGAGGGCUCAUGUGUCAAACUCCGGACUUGGAAGGCCACUGUCGUGCUGAGUGUAGCUCCAAAACACCUGCCUGGAAGUUUCUGGCAAUCUCUAAUACCUUGAUUAGCUUGUUCAGGUGUGUUUAAUUAGGGUUGGAGCUAAACUCUGCAGAACAGUGGCCCUCCAGGAACUAAUUUGACACCCCUAAUCUAGGGUACUAUUUUGGCAACAAAUCCUACAAAGAUUCCACUCGAUCAGGGCUAGGCAACGUCUUACCCUAAUCAAACAUACCUGAACAAGCUAAUCAAGGUCUUCAGGGUUCACUAAGGCUACAGACAAGUGAGGUUUUUUUCAGGGUAAGAGCUAGACUCUGUGGGGCAUCAGCACUCCAAGACCGAUGUUGCCUACCCCUGCUUUAGAUUUUCUCCACAGAGUUUACUUAUUGGGUUAUUUAAAGGCUCAGUUCAGGCCACAACUCCUCUAGAAUGCUACAAAAAUAUGUUAAGACCUUCUCUACAGCGAUUUCCUUUUUGAGCAGAUCUUGGGUUCACUUUCACCCACAAAUCCUUGGAAAUAUUACAGAGAUUCUUCUAGCUCAACAUGAAAGCCUCUGAAGAUCUCUUCUC
Molecule: messenger RNA, 2364 nt
Organism: Carassius carassius (crucian carp)
Lineage: Eukaryota; Metazoa; Chordata; Actinopteri; Cypriniformes; Cyprinidae
Gene: hic1l
Product: hypermethylated in cancer 1 like
Exons: 2
Coding region: 177-1523 (448 amino acids)
Biological process (GO): regulation of transcription by RNA polymerase II
Cellular component (GO): nucleus
Molecular function (GO): protein binding; DNA-binding transcription factor activity, RNA polymerase II-specific; RNA polymerase II cis-regulatory region sequence-specific DNA binding
Source: RefSeq, a predicted model, not a curated record